CCAGAACCAAAUGACUGAAUAAAAAAAAUCUCCACCCCUUCAAAAUCAUCCAUGUUUUUAUCAUACAUGCACAUAUACUUACACAUAUACAUACAAAAUUCUUCAACUGUUAAUAAAGAUACAAACUUUACAAGUUGUGAAACAUUACAAGGUGAAAGCUUUGAUUAUGGCAUUAACAGGAGUGUUGGCCACUGCUUCUAUGCCACUCAGCAGAAAUUUAGAGGUAUGUAAGAAGCAUAGCACUUUUGUAAAUUGUUGUAUUGAUAAUACUACUAUGUUAGACACAAAUUCUGUAUGUAAUGACCAAGAAAAUUCAAGAGAAUUUAGCUACAGUAGAGCUCGUCCUAAUGUAAGAUGGCCCCACUUAAAAAUUACAGAACCCCAUUUGGUUAAAUCACAUUUUGAGGUCGAUGAUGCUGAUUUAGGGAUAGACGGCAGUGAAAUGAGUGGUAAAAAUGAUGUCUUGGAGGGAAAUGAAGGUGGGUUUGAGAGUGUGAAUGAUGAAAAGCAGGAGGUUUUGGGAAGGCCUAGUAGGACUAGAGCUAAGAAGAUGACUAAAUUGGCGCUGAAGAGGGCGAAAGAUUGGAGAGAGCGGGUUCGGUUUUUGACUGAUAGGAUUUUGAAAUUGAAGUCGGAGGAGUUUGUUGCGGAUGUGUUGGAUGAUAGGAAGGUGCAAAUGACUCCAACUGAUUUUUGUUUUGUGGUGAAAUGGGUUGGUCAGUCAAGUUGGCAAAGGGCGUUGGAGGUUUAUGAGUGGUUGAAUUUGCGGCAUUGGUUUUCUCCGAAUGCUCGGAUGCUUGCGACUAUACUUUCUGUUCUUGGUAAGGCUAAUCAAGAAGCUUUGGCCGUGGAGAUUUUUACAAGGGGAGAGCAAGGGGUUGGUGAUGUUGUACAAGUGUAUAAUGCAAUGAUGGGUGUUUAUGCUCGGAAUGGUCGGUUUUCGAAGGUUCGAGAACUGCUUUAUUUGAUGCGGGAGCGAGGUUGUGAGCCGGAUCUUGUAAGCUUCAAUACAUUGAUUAAUGCCCGUUUAAAGUCUGGGUCUAUUGAACCAAAUAUGGCACGUGAACUUUUAAGUGAAGUUAGGAGGUCAGGCCUUCGACCUGAUAUAAUUACUUACAACACUCUAAUCAGUGCUUGCUCUCGUGGAUCUAAUUUGGAGGAGGCGGUUGAGAUAUACAAUGAUAUGUUAGGAAGUAGAUGUCAACCUGAUUUAUGGACAUAUAAUGCCAUGCUUUCAGUUUAUGGCAGAUGUGGGCUGUCUACAGAAGCUGAGAUUUUAUUUAACGAUUUAGAGUCUAAGGGGUUCUCCCCUGACGCCGUAACGUAUAAUUCUUUGCUUUAUGCUUUUGCAAGAGAAGGAAAUGUUGAGAAGGUAAAAAAGAUUUGUGAGGAGAUGGUAAAAAUGGGCUUUGGAGAGGAUGAGAUGACUUACAAUACCAUUAUUCACAUGUAUGGACAGCAGGGUCAGCAUGAUUUGGCGUUGCAACUAUAUAGAGACAUGAAAUCUUUAGGGCGAGAACCUGAUGUAGUUACAUAUACUGUUCUUAUUGAUUCGCUUGGAAAAGCUAAUAAAAUAACUGAAGCUGCAAAUGUGAUGUCAGAGAUGCUAAAUGCAGGCGUGAAACCCACCAUAAGAACUUACAGUGCUUUAAUCUGUGGAUAUGCAAAGGCCGGGAUGCGCUUGGAGGCUGAAGAUAUCUUUGAUUGCAUGCUCCGGUCUGGGAUUAAACCAGAUCACUUAGCCUAUUCAGUCAUGUUAGAUAUACUAUUCAGGUCUGGUGAAACCCACAAGGCAAUGAUGUUAUAUCAUAAUAUGGUUCGUGAUGGAUACUCCCCAGAUGUUGGACUCUAUGAAGUCAUGCUAAGAGUUCUUGAAAAAGAAAACAAAAUGGAGGAUGUUCAGGACGUGGUCAAGGAUAUGGAAGAAUUGUGUGACCUGGACCCUCAAACUAUUGCAUAUAUUCUAGUCAAGGGGGAAUGCUAUAGUAAUGGUGAUGAAAUGUUUAGAUCAGCAAUAAGGCAGGGUUAUGAUGUGAACCGUGAUACCUUGUUAUCAAUGCUGAGUUUGUAUUGCUCGUGCGGACGGCACUUAGAAGCAAAAGAAUUAUUGGAAUUUUUGAAAGAGCAUGCACCAAAAUCACAGCAAUUGGUGAGUGAAGCUAUGGUGGUCACUCUUUGUAUGGCUCAUCAGCUUGAGGCUGCUUUAAGUGAAUACCGGAAAAGCAUGACAUAUAGAUUGGUUGACCGGAGUUUGAUAAUGUAUGAAACCCUUAUUAAGUUCUGCGAGGAGAUGAAUUUGCUUGCUGAAGCGUCUCAGGUUUUAUCUGACAUGAGAUUUGUUGGACUGGAACCUUCUUCGGAACUUUGCAGGCAAAUGGCACUUGUGUAUUGCAGGAUGGACUAUCCGGAAACAGCUCAUCAUUUGAUUGACCAGGCUGAGGCAAAAGGUGUUAGGAUCAAUGAUAUGUCAAUAUAUGCUGCUCUAAUUGAGGCUUAUGGCAAGGUAAAGCUUCUGCAAAAAGCAGAGAGUGUGGUGGGAACUCUUAGACAGAGCGUUAGUACAGUAGAUCGAAAGGUGUGGAAUGCUUUGAUCCAAGCUUAUGCUGCAAAUGGCUGCUAUGAGAAAGCAAGAGCCGCUUUUACUACGAUGAUGAGAGACGGCCCUUCCCCUACUGUAGAAACUAUUAAUGGUCUCAUGCAAGCUUUGAUUGUCGACGAGAGAUUAAAUGAAUUAUACCUUUUAGUUCAAGAACUGCAAGAUAUGGGGUUCAAAAUUAGUAAGAGCACAAUUGUUUUGAUGCUAGAUGCAUUUGCUAAAGCUGGUGACAUAUUUGAAGUGAAGAAAAUAUACAAUGGAAUGAAGGCGGCAGGGUAUUUUCCUACCAUGCACCUUUACAGAAUUAUGAUCAUAUUGUUUUCCAAGGGAAGGCGUGUAAGGGAUGUAGAAGCAAUGGUUGCUGAAAUGGGGGAAGUUGGUUUUAAGCCUGAUAUUACAAUAUGGAAUUCUUUGCUUAGGUUGUAUGCAGGAAUUGAAGACUAUAGGAAAAUUGCUCAGGUAUACCGGCAAAUUAAAGAAGCUGGACUUAAACCAGAUGAAGAUACAUACAAUACUUUGAUAGUUAUGUACUGCAAAGAUCGUAAACCAGAAGAAGGUCUGUCAUUGAUGCAUGAAAUGAGAAAGCUAGGUCUGGAUCCUAAGUUAAACACCUACAAAAGCCUACUUUCUGCAUUUGGUAAGCUACAGAUGUUAGAGGAAGCUGAGGAACUUUUUGAAAUGUUACAAUCAGGAGGAUACAAGCUUGACCGUUCUUUUUAUCAUAUAAUGAUGAAAACAUAUAGAAGUUUUGGAAGCCAUUCCAAAGCUCAAAACUUGAUGUUUACAAUGAAAGAAGCUGGAAUUGAACCUACAAUUGCUACAAUGCAUUUGCUAAUGAUCUCUUAUGGAAGUUCAGGGCAUCCAACUGCAGCUGAAGAAGUCCUAAAAAAUUUGAAAUUGACCGGUGAAAACCUUAGCACACUACCAUAUAGUUCAGUUUUAGAUGCUUAUCUCAAGAAUGGAGAUUAUAUUAUCGCAGUCGAGAAGCUUUUGGAAAUGAAGGAAGAUGGUCUAGAGCCAGAUUACAGGAUAUGGACUUGCUUUGUUAGGGCUGCCAGUUUGUGCCAGGAUACAAGUGAAGCCAUGACUCUUUUAAGUGCUAUAAGAGAUACUGGAUUUGAAAUUCCUAUCAAGCUUCUGACACAGAAGUCAGAGUCACUGGUUCUAGAGAUGGAUCAACUUCUUGAGAAAGUAGAACCAGUUGACGAUAACGUUGCAUUUAGCCUUGUCAAUGCUUUGGAAGAUUUAUUGUGGGCAUUUAAUCUUCGUGCGACUGCUUCAUGGGUUUUCCAAUUGGCUAUUAAAAGAAAUAUCUAUAGUCACAAUGUUUUCAGGGUAGCUGAGAAGGACUGGGGGGCAGAUUUUAGGAAGUUGUCUGCUGGUGCUGCUCUUGUUGGUCUCACGUUAUGGCUUGACCAUAUGCAGGAUGCAUCCUUGAAUGGUUUUCCGGAGUCUCCAAAAUCUGUGGUUCUGAUUACAGGGACAGCAGAAUACAAUCAGGUUUCUUUGAAUAGCACAAUAAAAGCAUUCCUUUGGGAAAUGGGGUCCCCAUUUUUGCCCUGUAAAACUCGUAGUGGACUCCUUAUAGCGAAGGCUCACUCUCUCAGGAUGUGGUUGAAGGACUCCCCAUUUUGCUUUGACCUUGAGUUGAAAAAUGCUUCAUCCCUUCCUGAGGAAAACUCAAUGCAACUACUUGAAGGAUGUUAUAUUAGACGUGGCCUUGUUCCCGCUUUCAAGGACAUAACGGAAAGGCUUGGGUUAGUGAGGCCAAAGAAGUUCUCGAGGCUGGCUUUACUGUCGGAUGAAAAAAGAGACAAAGUUAUUGAAGCUGAUAUAGCGGGGAGAAAAGAAAUGUUGGAAAAAGUGAGUAAAUAUGGCCCAACCAGGAAUAGAAAUAACAGGAAGCUCAGAAAAAGUAUGGAUUCUGUCAGAUAUUGAUAGGUGACCGAGGAAAUUAAAUAUUUUAUCUUUGCAAUGAAGCCAUUUCUACUAUCGCAUUGAAGUAACCGUCUAUCUAAUGCGCAUGUGUGCCUUGAAAACAGAACAGAACUGGCAUGUUGCAGCCUAGUUGAAUGGGAACAUAUGAGUCUAAUACUUUAAUGUCCGGUUGACACGUCAAAGACAGAAGUAUAGAACUUAGUUUGUCAGGAUUCCGUGCAACCAGUAAAAUCUUAUCACCAGUAAGGUACAAGUCCUGUUGUUUACAUCUUGUAGUUUACUUCCUCUUAUUUCCUUAAGAAUCAACUAGACUUAGAGGGGCACGGUAGAGUUUCUGUCAUCCCUCGAAGCUCUAGUAGGUCGCAUAUACUUUGAGGAUGUUGUCAGAGGAGCCAGGCAGCAGAAACUGCUGCUGGCUGGGUAAGAUGAACAAGGAAUUGGACUAUAAGUGACAACGUCAAUUCUACACAUUGACUUUCUACUGCAUUCAGCUUCAAUCUGAAUUAUAUAUUGGCAUAGCAUGUCGCCUGUGUGAAAUAUGGCUUAUCUGGAGUUUGUGAAAAAAUUUAUGAUGCAUUCCAGUGAUUAAGAGCACACAUCUUUUACUAUAUGUGGUUGAGUUUCAGCUCUAAAUUAUUGUAUGAUUUUUCUCCAUCAAAGUCUUUUCUUAUUCCUCAUGGCAUAUUAAAGCUUAUUGGACAAUAGUUUGCCCAGCCGCAAAUCCUUCAUAGCUGGUUCACCGCUAUAUGAAUGUAUGCCGGUUUCUCAUAGUUACUGUCAAGUUCUCGGGGCUUCCUGGCAUUCUAAGAUGCAAUAUGGGUUUCAGAGGCUUUUCACUGCUGGGAAACCUUCAUAACAUUUGUGAUUGUAGUCAUACAGAAAUAUAUAAUAUACUGUAAUCUUUAAAUUUUCCUUGAUUUGCCUGUAUGUCUA
Daucus carota subsp. sativus is the source of this 5467-nucleotide messenger RNA. Its product is annotated as pentatricopeptide repeat-containing protein At3g18110, chloroplastic. Gene Ontology annotation, molecular function: protein binding. The record is from RefSeq and is a predicted model, not a curated record. NCBI's taxonomy places the organism in Eukaryota, Viridiplantae, Streptophyta, Magnoliopsida, Apiales, Apiaceae. Bases 167 to 4534 code for a protein of 1455 amino acids. The transcript is spliced from 5 exons.